CACAAAAAAAAGUGUAGGAGUCCAGAAACUUCACUCAUGUAAAUAACGGCAAUUAUAAAGCUGCAUGGCUACACUGAACAGCGACACGCAGUAUUAGAUAUAUUCACCAGUGUUCCCCUACGUUUUUGACAAUGCCGCGGAAAAAGCCAUUUAGUAACAAACAGAAGAAGAAACAGUUGCAGGUCAAACGCGAAAGAAAGAGAGGUGACACAGGUUCUGGCCCAAGCAGCCGCAAUGCCAGCGUGGAGCGAGGAGGAGAGCGUCAGUCCGACACCUCAGAUAGUGAAACCACAGAUAUUAGAAGAAUAAAUCAGCAGCCCUUUGGCAGAGAUGGUAGACAUGAUCCAAACAGGUUUCGGCUUCACUUUGAGAAAGAGAGUAAAGAGGAGGUGAUAAGGAGGAAGAAGCUGGCCAUGGAGACGGUGUUGAAACCGGCUUCUGAUAAAGAACUCGAGGUCAACAUAAAUGAAAUCUACCCUUCAGAGAAAGGUCUUGGCUUCCCGCGACGACCAUCUUGGACUUAUGAGAUGUCUCGAGAGAGCCUAAUGAGGAAAGAGGAGAAGUCAUUCAGAGACUACCUGGAAGAACUGCACUCCAGAAACCCACCGGGCUCUCUCAGCCACUUUGAGCACAAUCUAGAGACAUGGAGACAGCUGUGGAGGGUUUUGGAAAUGUCUGAUGUCAUCCUUGUUAUCGUUGAUAUAAGGCACCCGGUGCUGCAGUUUCCUCCUGAUCUGUACCGUUACAUAACAGCAGACCUGCAUAAGCAGAUGAUUCUGGUGUUGAACAAAGCUGACCUAUGUCCCCCUCCACUGGUGAUUGCCUGGAAACACUACAUGACCUCCCAGUUUCCUCACUUGGAAAUAGUGUGCUUCACAUCCCAUCCUGGGCAAUCCUACAACACAGUGCUGCAGAAGAAAAGGAUGAGAAAGAAGGCUGACUGGAGUCGGCCUGGAGGUCUUAUCGACAUCUUUAAGGCUUGCCAAGAGAUCACAGCCGGAAAAGUUGACCUCUCCAGCUGGGAACAGAAGAUUCACAGAGACGCCGUCGCAGAACGACUGGAUGGAGAGUCACACGAAGACGGAGCUGAGUCAGUGUUAGUAGAGCAUCAGACUGACAGCACUUUAGAGAUGAGCAACCAGGAGCUCUACAAAGAUGGAGUUCUCACAUUAGGCUGUAUAGGUUUUCCUAAUGUUGGUAAAUCAUCUGUAAUAAACAGCCUAGUUGGGAGGAAGGUUGUCAGCGUGUCUCGAACGCCAGGUCACACCAAAUACUUCCAAACCUACUACCUCACCCCGACAGUCAAAAUGUGCGACUGCCCCGGCCUCGUCUUCCCCUCCUGUGUCAAUAAGCAGCUACAGAUUCUAGCAGGUAUUUACCCCGUAGCCCAGCUGCAGGAGCCCUACACUUCAGUCGGUUAUCUUUGUGAGAGGAUCCCUUACCUUUCCGUGCUGAAGCUCAAACACCCCAGUUUGCAAGAGAAGGGAUCUCAGCAGGAGCGGCACGGUACUACAGAACCCAGUUGGACUGCCUGGGAGGUGUGUGAAGCUUGGGCAGAGAGGAGAGGCUAUAAAACGGCUAAAGCAGCUCGGAAUGACGUUUAUCGCGCAGCAAAUAGUCUAGUAAGGCUGGCGAUUGAUGGCAGACUGUGUCUCUGUCUGACGCCUCCUGGCUACAGCUGUCUCAAAGAGCAUUGGGAAAACCACCCGGACUUGCCAGAUAUCAUGGCUCUUCAAGGAAGGGCGGCAGAGGAGGAAGGAAGUGCAGAACGGGAAGAUGAAGAGGACGGAGAGUCAAGCUCCGAACCUGAGGAGGAGAGAGACAGGGACGCUGAUGAUGACGAGGACGGCGAUGAUGAAGAUGAGGGAUUUGAACAUCAGGGCCAGAAUGUUAAGAAGCCAUCAGGCUUUACUAUCAACAUGUACAACGUUCUACGGGAAAAAGACUGUGAGUGACAAAAAGAGGAAAGCCGAGAAAUAACUGUUCCUGCUUUUCCCAGUCUGCUUCAGAGCACUUUUCAUUCCUUCUUCCCCUUCAGCCUGCAUUCCCUCUCAGUUUAUAACAGUCUGCUUUCUUUCUGUCCUUUGCCCUCCAGCACAUCCUACCGAUCAUAUUUAUGUAUUCCACACUGUGACUCCGCUCUGCUUGUUUGUCCUCAAACCUCCACCUUCCCUGUUCCUUUAGGAGCAGCUUCAGUUUGAUCUUUUCCAUUUUUGCAUGUUGUCCUUAGAGACAAAUGAGCAAAGAAAUUCCCUGAGCCCGUAGUCGACAA
Molecule: messenger RNA, 2272 nt
Organism: Cyprinodon tularosa
Lineage: Eukaryota; Metazoa; Chordata; Actinopteri; Cyprinodontiformes; Cyprinodontidae
Gene: gnl1
Product: guanine nucleotide binding protein-like 1
Exons: 12
Coding region: 132-1955 (607 amino acids)
Molecular function (GO): GTPase activity; GTP binding
Source: RefSeq, a predicted model, not a curated record